Molecule: messenger RNA, 1018 nt
Organism: Salvia miltiorrhiza (redroot sage)
Lineage: Eukaryota; Viridiplantae; Streptophyta; Magnoliopsida; Lamiales; Lamiaceae
Product: abscisic acid receptor PYL4-like
Exons: 1
Coding region: 207-824 (205 amino acids)
Biological process (GO): abscisic acid-activated signaling pathway
Cellular component (GO): cytoplasm; nucleus
Molecular function (GO): signaling receptor activity; abscisic acid binding; protein phosphatase inhibitor activity
Source: RefSeq, a predicted model, not a curated record
UCCACGCCUGCGUAAGCCCUGUGAUCAUAGACCUGCUCUUCUUUUCCUCCCAUGAAAAAACCUCUCUAUUUUUAUUACAACUCGACAAACAUUUCCCUUCUCUCUCUCUCUCUCUCCGCCUACAUUUUAUAUACCGCCUCAAACCCAAUCUCAAUCCCUUCUUAUCUUUUACUCCAUUUCAAAAUCCUAAAAAACAGAAAACAAACAUGCCCUCUUCUCUUCAGAUUCAGAGGAUCAACCCCAUAAACCACAUCGCGUGCAUGCAUCAGAAGGCGGCGAAUCCCGCUUCCUGGGUAUGCCCCGCCUCCGCCGCCGCCUCCCUGCCGGAGGAGAUGCUCCACCACCACACCCACGCGGUGGCCCCGGGGCAGUGCUGCUCCGCGGCGGUGCAGCUGAUCGACGCGUCGGUGGAGGCCGUGUGGUCCGUGGUGCGCCGCUUCGACAGGCCGCACGAGUACAAGAAGUUCCUCAAGAGCUGCCACGUCAUCCUCGGCGACGGCGACGUCGGCACCCUCCGCGAGGUGCGUGUGGUGUCGGGGCUGCCGGCGGCGACCAGCACCGAGCGCCUCGAGAUCCUCGACGAUGAGAGGCACGUCAUGAGCUUCAGCGUCGUCGGCGGCGACCACCGCCUGCGCAACUACAGCUCCGUCACCACCCUGCAUGCGGCGGGCGGCGGUGGUGGCACGGUGGUGGUGGAGUCGUACGUGGUGGAUGUGCCGCACGGGAACACCAAGGAGGAAACCUGCGCCUUUAUCGAUACCAUCGUCAAAUGUAAUCUGCACUCGCUCGCCCAGAUUGCUCAGAAUUUGCCUAAAACAUAUUAGUAAACCAUCAUGCUAUUGUUUUUGUGCUAUUUUUUUGUUGUUGGUCCAAUUUGGUGAACAGGAGAUAUUUUCUUUGUAGAUCGUAGCGGAUUACUAAUUUUUUUUUUUCUCUUUGUUAUGGGCUGAUUAGUUUGAAUUAAUUUCUCCCAACGGCAAUACUAUAUUUUCAUCUAUGAUAAUUGCAAUUUAAAUCA